UGAACCAAAUGCAGGUAACCAAGAGAAAAAAAAAAAAUCCUCAGCGCUUGUCAUGGUGUUAGAGUGAAAGGGACCUGAAGUUGUUUGUUUUUUUUGGUUUUGUUUUGUUCAUUUACCAGUCAGACCAGAAAGUCGGGAAUAGGAACACACGCACACGAGUCUGGACCAGGUAGAACAUUCUGUCGCGCACUCUUUGUAUUCUGUUUGAGAACUCUUCUUUUAGUUUUACAUUUCAUUUCUAGCUCUUUCCACCCCCACCCCCCUUAUCACUUGGAAAAAAGGUGACCCUCGUGUUGUUUUUUUUUUUGUUUGUUUGGUAUGUGCCUGUGAUUGUAGUUUUCUGCCUCUUAUGGUCCCCCCUGAUGGCUUCGCACAAUGAUACUGUGGUGGUGUUCUUUGGGGCAACAGCUGGUGCAAGUGGGGUUAAACUGGGUUCGGAUGAGAGGGAAUUAAUUCUCUUGGUGUGGCAAAUUGUGGACCUGCAGAACAAGAAGGUGGGGAAAUUACACAGGUGCCUGGUAAAACCCGACAGCCUGGAACUAGCAGAUCAGUGUAAAGAAGACACGGGUCUGAAUUUGGAUGACAUUUCUAAAGCCGAGCCUUUAGAUGGCGUUCUGCAACAGUUUCACCAGUCCGUGUCAAGCGAGCUGAAGGCCCUGGGUAGGAGCUCCUUCACACUCUGUACAGACGGGCCCUUCCUUAUCAGACAGGUCUUCCAUCCAGAGGCCUCCAACAAGAAUCUGGUCCUGCCAGAUUGUUUUUAUUCCUUUGUUGACCUGCGGAAGGAGCUUCAUAAAUGUUGUCCCAACUCUGGCUGUGCUCAGGAUCACACCCUUUCCUCCAUGGCAGAUUAUUUAAACAUCCCUACAGAAAACACAGAAACAAGCGUAGGGGUCUGGGAGGUGAAAACUAUGGCGACGAUCGUUUUACGACUUCUUUCUGAACCACACAAUCACAAAUUCACAGACUUUGAGACAGUGAAGUACAAGUUUGAAACCGGCACCUGUAGGAAGUCAGAGGCUGUGGACAGCGAGACAGUGAUCCGAGCCAGGGGACUCCCAUGGCAGUCUUCAGACCAAGACGUUGCCAGAUUCUUCAAAGGGCUCAACAUCGCCAAGGGCGGGGUGGCGCUGUGCCUCAAUGCACAGGGCAGGCGGAACGGAGAGGCACUUGUUCGGUUUGUCAGUCCGGAGCACAGAGACCUGGCCCUGGAGAGACACAAGCAUCACAUGGGCAGCCGGUAUAUAGAGGUUUAUAAAGCUACAGGAGAGGAAUUUCUAAAAAUAGCAGGUGGCACUUCCAAUGAAGUCGCCCAGUUCCUGUCAAAGGAGAACCAGGUGAUCAUCCGCAUGCGCGGGCUGCCCUUCACCGCCACCGCGGAGGAAGUGCUCAGCUUCCUGGGUCCAGACUGCCCUGUGACGGACGACAAGGAGGGGCUGCUCUUCGUCAAGUACCCUGACGGGAGGCCCACGGGGGACGCCUUCGUGCUGUUCGCCUGCGAGGAGUAUGCUCAGAACGCCAUCAAGAAGCACAGGGAGAUCCUGGGCAAGCGCUACAUCGAGCUGUUCCGCAGCACUGCGGCAGAGGUGCAGCAGGUUUUGAACCGGUACAUGUCCACCCCUCUGAUCUCCACCCUGCCGCCCCCCAUGCUGCCGGUGAUCCCCCAGCCCUUCAUCAUGACAGGGCCGGCGCGGGACUGUGUCCGGCUCAGGGGCCUCCCCUACACUGCCACCAUCGAGGACAUCCUGGAGUUCAUGGCCGAGUUCAUGGUGGACAUCAAGCCCCACGGCGUCCACAUGGUCCUCAACCAGCAGGGUCGCCCAUCCGGGGAUGCCUUCAUUCAGAUGAAGUCCGCGGAGCGCUCCUUCCUGGUGGCUCAGAAGUGCCACAAAAAGAUGAUGAAGGACCGCUACGUGGAGGUGUUCCAGUGCUCUGGGGAGGAGAUGAGUUUUGUUUUAAUGGGUGGCACUUUAAACCGUAGUGGCUUGUCGCCGCCGCCAUGUAAGUUACCAUGCCUCUCCCCCCCUGGCUAUGCUUUCCAGACCACUGCCGCAGUGAUCCCUGAAGCAGCGCUUUACCAGCCUCAAGCUCUGCUGGCCUCUCCCAGGACCCCCCAGCCCCCUGCCCCCACAGCACCCCCUGCUAUCGCUUACUACUCCACGCAGGCGCACGCACAGGCACAGGCACAAGCACAGGCACAGCUCUACAUGAACAUGAGCAUGAACAUGAACUACACUGCGUACUACCCGAGCCCCCCUGUCUCCCCCACCACAGUGGGUUACUUUGCUGCUCCUCACGGCUCUAUGAUCGCUGCCCAAGCCUCCCCCAGCGCCAUGCUGCCUCAGCCAGGGGCCCUGGUCCGAAUGCAGGGGCUGCCCUACAACACCGGCAUCAAGGAGAUCCUCAACUUCUUCCAGGGAUACCAGUAUGCACCCGAUGACUACAACAGCCUUAUUCAGACGAACGAUCAAGCAAGGAGCUUGUUACAGCCUCCCAAAGAGUGGGUCUGUUUGUAAUUGCCCCGCCUUUCAUUAAUCCGAGUAGCUCCACCCAGACUCUGUUCUUGUGCUCUGUAACGGGGAGGCGUUGGUGACUUUUUCGAAUGUUGACAUGGCGAAGCAAGCUGUGGCUGAGAGAUCGGAGCGGACCCUGGCUGGACGCUACAUCAGCC
This is a messenger RNA of Polyodon spathula (Mississippi paddlefish), 2671 nucleotides long. RefSeq names its product epithelial splicing regulatory protein 2-like. The record is from RefSeq and is a predicted model, not a curated record. Gene Ontology annotation, molecular function: mRNA binding. Gene Ontology annotation, biological process: regulation of RNA splicing. Gene Ontology annotation, cellular component: ribonucleoprotein complex; nucleoplasm. NCBI's taxonomy places the organism in Eukaryota, Metazoa, Chordata, Actinopteri, Acipenseriformes, Polyodontidae.